This is a messenger RNA of Dermacentor andersoni, 987 nucleotides long. RefSeq lists its product as uncharacterized. Gene Ontology annotation, molecular function: metalloendopeptidase activity. NCBI's taxonomy places the organism in Eukaryota, Metazoa, Arthropoda, Arachnida, Ixodida, Ixodidae. The record is from RefSeq and is a predicted model, not a curated record. Gene Ontology annotation, biological process: proteolysis.
UUUAUUUUAAACAGCAGAAUUUGAUGUAUUGUGCAACUGGAAAUAGAAAUAAAUUCCAUUCUUUCCAACCUUUUGACUGCGCAGUGAACUGAACCUGGGAACUAUGGGCGCACUAAUGGCCAAGACACUGGUGCUAGCGAGCACUCCUGAGGAAAAUGGCAGCUUUUGGAACAACGCCACGCGUAGCAAAUUCAAGCAAGGAACCAUGUGCAUCUUCAACGCACACAGCAAGAUGGUGAACGACACGGCCGCCGAAUGGGACGAGACGACGGCGUCGACGCUCUUUGCCUGGAGCCUGUCCGUGCAGCUGGCGCUGGGGUCCUUGCUGGCAGUCCACCACCAGCGGGCGCUUAUAGGAGACAGCAGCCAAAGAAAGGCCGCCCAGCGAACCCUGAUGCGGCGCUUCUGUCUGCUUUCGUGCGGGGCUGCUCAGGAGAGCGAGCAAAUGGCUGCUCGCGCCCGGUGUCUCGUGCCUCUGGUCGGCCUCUACGAGUUCACCGAGGCCUUUAGCUGCGCAAAGGGCUCUGCCAUGAAUCCGAUGGUCAGCUGCCACAGUGACAACCCACUGACUACAGACCAUGCCACCUAGUCCUGGAGGAGUGUGCACUUCACGUUAGCCCCAUCAUUUAACAGCGGAUUUCAGUUAAUUGAGGAGUGCCUCGUUGCAUCUAGUAUACAAGAGCCAAGGUUCAUUGAUGACUAAGACUUCAGGACAGUUGAUAUCCGAGCAUACUUAAUAUGCUUUAAAUGCGAUUGUUAAGCGGGCUCUGAGAAAUCGUGUUGCGUCGAAGUGUAAACCAAUCGAUUACGGUGCUUUAACACGAUGUGCCAAACAUUGUUCUUCUUUACGAGACUGGUUUCUUCUCUACAAUACCUUUUGGGAAAUAUAUAUUCUGGUGGUUCUUGUUAUGAACUACAUUUGUGGAUUAGAAAAAAUUUUACUUUAACAUAUUAUGGGAUUUUACGCGCCAAAACCACGAUCUGAUG